AUGUCCUACUUGGAGCAGUACAAAGCCUACGACUUGGAUGCAGAGAAGCUGCGGGGAAUGAACCCUCUGCAGGCUUAUGCGUUUCACGACCGCAUUGUGCGUCUCAACACUUUGCUGAAUAAAAUGAAUAAAGAAGAAAGAAAGAAAUUUGAAGGCGUUUUCAAAGACUUGAAGGAAUGGAAUAUCGAGGAAACUGCGACAGCUGCAAGAGACGCGCUGCUCAACCAUGUGCAACAUUGUGUCUUAUUAGCCUCUCACAGGGAGCUCCGCCGCCGCAUCUACAUCAGCGCGUACAGCUUCCUCAGCAAAACUGGAAUGACAAGAAGAAAAGCAAAAGGAAUGAGCCGCUCCUUUUCAAAAAAGAUUACCCACACUCUCACUUAUUCGCCAACGCUGGCCUCGAACCCCAGCCGCCUCAUCUUCGAAGUCCGCCAGGCCAUGAUGGGCAAAUAUGUUUCUUUUCUUGUGCCCGACAACGCCGGGCGACUCGCGAUGAUUGUUUAUGACAUUGUCGUUGAUGUGCUCGGCAAGGAGAUCGCACUGGAGGUUCCUGCUGGCGGAGGCAGCGUGGUGGACACUUCCUCCAUUCACGUGAACUUGUUGCCUUUUCGCUCGUCUCUGAGCCUUUACCACCUUUACGAGUCUUUGCAAAAAGUAUUUACUUUUUCUUUGACUCCUUCGGAGCAAAGAAAUGUGUCUUUACACGCUCAACUGGGGCAGAUCAUCACGCAGGACACCUGCGAGCCGAUCCGCCCGGUUAUUGCAAUUCUGCCCCAAAGAGAUGCUGCAAUUAUCCGAUUUGGGCAAGACAACUGCAGCAAAAUAGCAGCAGCAUCUUUUUUGAAGUCGCAGGCAGAACCAGUGGUCAGGAGGUUCAUCAGAGAAAGCGUUUUCGAAAUCACCAAAGACCAGUGCGCUCCCUACGAGACCGAAGUUUCCGAGGCGAUCGACAUCGCCAUUGACCAGAUUUUGGUUUCCAAUCUUCCUCAAGAUCAACAUGAAGCUGCAAUUAAACACUCAGUGGAGGAAUUGGGAGAUAAAUAUUCUCAUAUUGUCGAUGCUGCCAGAGACCUCGCCACAGCUGCGCAGCCAAUUCACGUGAAAACAUUUCGCACGUUUCGGCUGCUGCAAAAUGUCGCAAUGGCUUACGAACAACAAGCCAUAUUUAAGGCGAUGAUCGAGGCAAGGCUCAGGAAACACUUUGGGGUUUCCACAGGCUUCAACUCCCAAGUGCCUGCCCUGGUGCAGCAGCUCUACAUGGAGUUCGAAGAAACCAAAGCUUAUUUGCCAGCUAUAGACCCUUUGGCCACAGCUGUUGUAAAAUUCUUCUAUUACUCUCCCGAGGGCGAAAGCGAGGCCACGCUGGAGGUGCUGCUGGGCCAGUCGCUGGCCGCAAUCGCCCAGGGGCUGCACGAGGCGCAGCAGCAGCAGCAGCAGCAGCAGCAAAGCAGCAGCUCAGACGUGGUGCACCGUUUGCUGCAGUUUGUGCGGAAGAAGUCUUCCUACGAGGACGAAAUGGCAGCUGCGCGCCGCGAGGCUGAGGAACAGCAGCAGCAGCAGCAGCAGCAGCAGCAGCAGCAAGAGCCGCCAGUAGAUGAAUCUGAAUUGUUUCCAAUGCUUAACCGCGCUUUUCACACUGUCACGGAAAACGUCAAACAGCUGAAAAGCAGAAUCAUCGAUUAUCUCAAGUAUGGACAGCACUUUCCAAGGAGUUCUAUGUGCUCCGACACCCACUCUCCCGCCCUUUUGCGCUUUUCAACUGGGCUUUCUGGGCGCCUCACGGAGGCUCUGGAUGCGGCGGCGCGAAAGGUGCGGGGCCGCGCGUUUCGGCGGCGCGGCCGCCGCGGCUCCGUUUCGCUUUUGGUGUUGGACGUUUUGGAGUUAAUUGAAAGUUUGAAUUUGCACGGAGUGGACGGCAGUCGAUUUUUGCUGGACCUUCGCUACAGCUUCCGGCCCCAGCCCCCGCCAACCACGUCUUCAGCAGCAGCUGCUGCUGCUGUUGCUGCUGCUGCUGCUGCAGCGCCGUCGGCAACGGAAGACAUUGGGUCUUCCAUUCUCGGGCAGCUGCGUCUUCAAGGAAAUGAAAAGUAG
Messenger RNA from Eimeria tenella, 2091 nucleotides. RefSeq lists its product as uncharacterized. The transcript has 11 exons. Bases 1 to 2091 code for a protein of 696 amino acids. The record is from RefSeq and is a predicted model, not a curated record. Lineage: Eukaryota; Apicomplexa; Conoidasida; Eucoccidiorida; Eimeriidae.